UUCCGGCAACUGAGUAGACAACCCCACCCGGUAGCAACAAGGGGGCCUUUCAUUCUCUCGUCGCAGCAGUGUGCGACGGGAAAGAGAACGUAACGACGAACGUGAGCCGCUGCCUGUGCUGAGGAAGGCGGCAAAGCAGAAGGAGAAGCAGGAAGGCCCAGAAACAUGGAUACAGACCUAUAUGAUGAGUUCGGAAAUUAUAUUGGUCCGGAGCUUGAUUCUGAUGAUGACGACGAUGAAAUGGGUCGAGAUUCAAAGGAUCUUGAUGAGCUCGAUGAUGAUGACGAUGAUGAUGAUAUGGGGGACCAUGAUGAUGACCAUCAUGGAAUGGAUGUGGUGCUUCAUGAAGAUAAGAAGUACUACCCAACUGCUGAAGAAGUCUAUGGUCCAGAGGUGGAGACCAUAGUACAAGAAGAAGACACACAGCCCCUCACUGAGCCUAUUAUUAAACCAGUGAAGACCAAGAAAUUCUCUCUUAUGGAGCAAACGUUGCCAGUCACAGUGUAUGAGAUGGACUUCCUAGCAGAUCUGAUGGAUAAUUCUGAAUUGAUCCGGAAUGUUACACUCUGUGGGCACCUACACCAUGGAAAGACUUGUUUUGUGGAUUGCCUGAUUGAACAGACUCAUCCUGAAAUAAGAAAACGUUACGAUCAAGAUCUUUGCUAUACAGACAUACUGUUCACUGAGCAGGAGAGGGGAGUUGGGAUCAAGAGCACACCAGUGACUAUUGUUCUCCCGGACACCAAGGGCAAAUCAUUUCUCUUCAAUAUCAUGGACACACCCGGUCAUGUAAACUUCUCGGAUGAGGUCACAGCAGGACUUCGUAUUUCCGAUGGUGUGGUUCUCUUCAUUGAUGCUGCUGAGGGGGUAAUGCUCAACACUGAGCGGUUGAUCAAGCAUGCAGUGCAAGAGAGAUUGGCAGUAACUGUGUGCAUUAACAAGAUUGACCGACUAAUACUGGAACUGAAACUGCCUCCAACUGAUGCCUAUUACAAACUGCGACACAUUGUUGAUGAAGUCAAUGGCUUAAUCAGCAUGUAUUCCACAGAUGAGAACCUGAUCCUUUCUCCACUUCUGGGAAAUGUUUGUUUUGCCAGCUCCCAGUACAGCAUCUGUUUCACACUGGGUUCCUUUGCUAAGAUCUACACUGACAUGUAUGGAGACAUCAACUAUCAGGAGUUUGCUAAAAGGCUUUGGGGAGACAUCUACUUUAAUCUCAAAACGAGAAAGUUCACUAAAAAGGCUCCAACAAGCAGUUCCCAGCGGAGCUUUGUGGAAUUCAUUCUUGAGCCCCUCUACAAAAUAUUGGCUCAGGUGGUUGGGGAUGUUGACACCACCCUGCCCCGAACACUGGAUGAACUGGGAAUCCAUCUAACCAAAGAGGAACUGAAGCUCAACAUCCGCCCUCUCCUGAGGCUUGUCUGCAAGAAAUUUUUUGGAGAGUUCACAGGCUUUGUGGAUAUGUGUGUGCAGCACAUCCCCUCCCCGAAGGCAGGAGCAAAGACCAAGAUUGAGCAUACUUAUACUGGUGGAGUUGACUCUGACCUGGGAGAGGCCAUGAGCGAAUGCGACCCUGAUGGUCCACUUAUGUGCCAUACCACAAAGAUGUACAGUACAGAUGAUGGGGUCCAAUUUCAUGCUUUCGGAAGGGUGUUAAGUGGGACUAUCCAUGCAGGGCAGCCUGUCAAGGUUCUUGGAGAAAAUUACACACUAGAAGAUGAGGAAGACUCACAAAUUUGUACAGUUGGACGACUGUGGAUCUCGGUAGCAAGGUACCACAUAGAAGUCAACAGGGUGCCUGCCGGCAAUUGGGUGCUCAUUGAGGGAGUGGACCAGCCUAUUGUGAAGACAGCCACCAUCACUGAGCCAAGGGGCAAUGAAGAGGCUCAGAUAUUCCGUCCUUUGAAGUUCAAUACCACAUCUGUCAUCAAAAUUGCAGUAGAGCCUGUAAAUCCCUCUGAGCUACCCAAGAUGCUGGAUGGGCUGCGGAAGGUCAACAAGAGUUAUCCUUCUCUCACUACAAAGGUGGAAGAAUCUGGAGAACAUGUCAUCUUGGGAACAGGCGAGCUCUAUCUUGACUGUGUGAUGCACGACUUGCGGAAAAUGUACUCAGAAAUUGAUAUCAAGGUUGCUGAUCCUGUUGUCACUUUCUGUGAGACAGUUGUGGAAACAUCUUCCCUGAAGUGUUUUGCUGAGACACCCAAUAAGAAGAACAAGAUCACUAUGAUUGCUGAGCCUCUGGAGAAAGGUCUGGCUGAAGACAUUGAGAAUGAAGUGGUGCAGAUAACAUGGAACAGGAAAAAGUUGGGUGAAUUUUUCCAGACCAAAUAUGAUUGGGAUUUGCUGGCUGCUCGUUCUAUCUGGGCCUUUGGACCAGAUGCUACAGGACCAAACAUCUUGGUGGAUGACACCUUGCCAUCAGAGGUUGACAAAACUCUUCUGGGUUCUGUGAAGGACAGUAUUGUGCAGGGUUUCCAGUGGGGAACUAGAGAAGGACCACUUUGUGAUGAGUUGAUCCGUAAUGUGAAGUUCAAGAUUCUGGAUGCUGUUAUUGCCCAGGAACCAUUGCACCGGGGAGGUGGGCAGAUCAUCCCAACAGCCCGCCGGGUGGUGUAUUCUGCUUUCCUCAUGGCCACCCCACGAUUAAUGGAGCCAUAUUACUUUGUGGAAGUCCAGGCCCCUGCUGAUUGUGUGUCUGCAGUGUACACAGUUUUAGCCAGGCGAAGAGGCCAUGUGACCCAGGAUGCACCCAUCCCAGGUUCUCCUCUGUACACUAUCAAAGCCUUCAUCCCAGCUAUUGACUCAUUUGGGUUUGAGACUGACCUCAGGACACACACCCAAGGACAAGCAUUCUCACUCUCAGUCUUCCACCACUGGCAGAUUGUUCCAGGUGACCCAUUAGACAAAAGCAUUGUGAUUAGACCUCUUGAACCCCAGCCCGCACCUCAUCUGGCCAGAGAGUUCAUGAUCAAGACUAGACGCAGGAAGGGGCUAAGCGAGGAUGUGAGCAUCAGCAAGUUCUUCGAUGACCCUAUGUUGCUGGAGCUGGCCAAACAGGAUGUGGUGUUGAACUACCCCAUGUGAUUGCGUUGGAUUGGUUCCCCCACCCCCACUGGAGAGGAAUACUUUCCCAAGCAAGAGAUUGCUGUCUUCUUGUUUACUGGCAUCCUACACAGGAGACACUGCUGCGUCUCUACUGUUCGUGCUGCUGUCCCAUGGUCAAGACAACUUUUCACCAGGAUGGUUUUGUGCUUUUAGGAAAAGUCUUGUAAUGCUAUGACUGAACACUGCAGCAAUCCUAUCCCAUUCUAGUCAGAAUGUACCACCCUAAAUUCAGUCCCGAAGAAAUUCGGUUUGAACUACACUAUUUUUCUGCAGUAAAAGCCAUAGUAGUGUGGUAUUGUUCUAAAAGAUAAUUCUGCAACCUUACCUUUUAAGCUUUCAAAAAGUAUUGGCAGGAAUAUCCAGUUUCAUCUUUCCCAUUCAAAGUGAACAGUGACCUCAUCGCUCACUCAUUUUGAUGGAGUAACAAUUCACUGCCACCACUUUCUGAUUGGAUUGUAUAGAGGGAAAAUAUUGCAUUCUCUAAAUACUGUUUUUUUAAUGCUUUCAAAGGAACCCACCAGAUUUUGUCAAAGGCCAGUUCUUUCCAUGCCACUUCCAGCAUUCUAGAGCUACAAAUGUGUUCUCCUAACUGGAUUUAUAGUGUGGAGAUGAGGUUGUGUAAAGAAAAUAAAUAUUUUUUACAUCUUGUGACUAGAUAAAAACA
Anolis carolinensis (green anole) is the source of this 3769-nucleotide messenger RNA. RefSeq names its product elongation factor Tu GTP binding domain containing 2 (gene eftud2). Gene Ontology annotation, cellular component: U2-type catalytic step 2 spliceosome; cytosol; U4/U6 x U5 tri-snRNP complex. Lineage: Eukaryota; Metazoa; Chordata; Lepidosauria; Squamata; Anolidae. Gene Ontology annotation, biological process: mRNA splicing, via spliceosome. The transcript has 28 exons. The record is from RefSeq and is a predicted model, not a curated record. Bases 166 to 3084 code for a protein of 972 amino acids. Gene Ontology annotation, molecular function: U5 snRNA binding; GTP binding; GTPase activity.